UUAAGUUCUGAGUAUCCUAAAAGCAGAGAUGUACACAAACGUUCUGAUAGUGCUGUGCUUGCUCUGUCUCCAUGCCAGUGUGGUUUUUUCUGAUGACUACCAACCUCCUGAAUUUUGUCGCGACUCUCAGUGUCCCAGGUAUCAAGUGGUGGAGACAAGUGACGACUUUGAACUUCGAGCUUAUGACGCAACAAGAUGGGCACUAACCAACACAGACCCAUCAAUGGAUUCAACACCUAUAACAGAGAGUUUCAAACUAAUGGCCCACUAUAUACGUGGAUCAAAUAAUAAAGGCAUGAAAAUGGAGAUGACGGUGCCGGUGACAGUGUUUAUUCCAUUAAACAGUGAGUCACCCAUCAAUGCUUCCUUAGCUUUCUUCCUGCCACCGGAAUUGGAUAUCCCUGAACCAACAGACCCCAAUAUUUUCUUUCUAACUUUUCCAGAAACAAAAUUGUAUGUAAAGAGUUUUGAUGGUUUUGCUGAACCCAUUGACUUUUUUGAAAAAGCUAAAUCUCUGUAUGAAACAUUGGUGGCCCAGAAGAAAGAAUUUUUGUCUUCAUUCUACGCAUGCAAUAUCUACGAUAGUCCUUAUGAAGUUGUGGAUCGUCAUAAUGAAGUCUAUUAUGUUGCAAUAUAACCCGAGCAUAUUAAAGGAAAACAACUGAUUUAAUAACACAUGAGCUUUAGAUGCCCGUAGGCUAAAGUAAGUUUAGCAAAGAAGUCGUUUUUGUUCCUUGUACCCGAAUAGUGCCCCAUGGUUCAGUUUAUCACAAUACAGUAGAUUACUGGUAUUU
Messenger RNA from Pelobates fuscus (common spadefoot toad), 794 nucleotides. RefSeq names its product heme-binding protein 2-like. The transcript is spliced from 4 exons. The coding region runs from base 29 to 637 and encodes 202 amino acids. Gene Ontology annotation, cellular component: cytoplasm. Gene Ontology annotation, molecular function: heme binding. The record is from RefSeq and is a predicted model, not a curated record. NCBI's taxonomy places the organism in Eukaryota, Metazoa, Chordata, Amphibia, Anura, Pelobatidae.